AUGGUUGGUGCUAUCGCGAUGGAAUAUGCCAUACCCUUGAGUCUGGAAAACAAUAUCUUGUGCCAUAUUGUGAGCGCAAAGCCGCUGAUAGUGGAAGAUUUUGUGAGUAUCAUAGAAAAGAUGCAUGCGAACCAACAGCAGUGGAAAAAAGAACAAGGAGUCACACGUGAAAAUCGUUGCACUAGCCACCAAAAUGGAAAUUGCAUCUCCCCAGAGGGAAUACCUUUGUGCGACUGCUUCCCAGGUUAUGUUGGUGAAAAGUGCGAUAUUUACGAUCCUUGCGCCAGAAAUCCAUGUGGGAGAACUUCUGAGUGUAUCGCGAUACCAGAUGAAAUGGAAGUCAAAGGAGAUCUAUCCGCUCAGAAUUACCGUUGUAUAUGCGGAAUGGCUGAAGAUUUAGAUGCCUAA
Messenger RNA from Strongylus vulgaris, 408 nucleotides. Lineage: Eukaryota; Metazoa; Nematoda; Chromadorea; Rhabditida; Strongylidae. The record is from the annotation of a GenBank genome assembly.